Molecule: messenger RNA, 478 nt
Organism: Geodia barretti
Lineage: Eukaryota; Metazoa; Porifera; Demospongiae; Tetractinellida; Geodiidae
Source: the annotation of a GenBank genome assembly
GUAUCGUCGUUUCUAGUGCAUGGUUUAUUCUGAAUACAUAAAGCAGAGGAUAGUUGAAGAAGAGUUGAGUUGUGCAGAGAUUGUAAAAGCUUUGGAUAGGGAACGAAGGGAAAGUGCGCGGUGCCGUUCUUUAUACUUGAUCCCAGAGAUGAUAUGUUGGUUUGAAGAACAUGCUGUGCUUUGUCAAAAUGAGGUAUACAUUGUAAGUUGCUGUGGUUUUCAUGAUUGGGGUUUUAAUAGGUGCAUGCAUGUGUAUUGUGGUUUUUAGCUCAAAAGCUAGUAGAUUCACAGUUCCAUGCAUGCAGCCAUCUGACUUUUGAUGUGAUUAUUGCACUUCAGGCAGGCACUGAGUAUCAUUGUAGAGUGUUAAAGAUGUUGGUUGCCACUCCUGUGCAUAUUAUACACGGUAUAAAUUCUGAGAGAGGGGCAGCUUUUUAUUGUGUAACCUGUGGUAACCUGGUUCACCAUUAACCUAAUU